CAUUUCUUCGCUAAAGUUAGAAGCGUAAAGUGUUAUUGGAUUUUACUCUGUCGAAUAGUUUUUCAUUACAACAUUGUUUUUGUACAGCCGAAUACGUUUUAUAUGCCUAUAUAUACAUAUACAAAUUUAUACAUUUAAUGUGUAUACAUUGCGUAUAUCCUGUAUAUAUAUACAUAUAUUAAAACGUGUACAUAACCAAGUCAGCAUUCGGUAGGUAUAAAAUGCCGCAUCUGUUUGUAAUUUGAUAUCUUAUACCACUUAACUUUGGUCUGUGUACUGCGUGUACAAAAAAACUUGGUUUAGACCUGCCUUAUUCUUUAAGCGUAAUCAACGUAGCAUGAAUUAUUCGUUCGGACGGUGGAACGAAAAAAAUCAAACGAGUAACCGCAUUGUUACGGUUCGAGCCGUCGCUACAAUUACGCCUCUCCAUCACGCAACUGCAAUAUUUGCAUUUUGCAGACUAUUUCGUAAUAUAUUAUAGUAGGAAAAAAAAUUAAGUAAGAAGUAAGUGUGUUACAUUACUUUAAUUUAAAAUUAUCGACGGAUAUAUACAAUAUAUAUAUAUAUAUAUAUAUAUAGGUAUAUACUGUGUAUUAUAUAUCUAUAUAUCUAUAUAUAUAUUAGUAUAUAUAUUAAUUUAUAUAUGUAUAUAUAGACAUAGAUAGAUAGAUAUAUAGAUGCUGCUAUACGCAGCGUAUUCAACUCCUACAUCAAACUAAACAAUAUACGGCUUUGAUCGAAAAAAUAUAAAAAAAGAUAGUGAAAGCUUUUGCCCUCAGUACGAAGAGUCUCUCUUCGUCUUUAAUUCAAAAGUGACGCUAAUCAUAAUGAGGUUAAAAAGUGGAAAAAACCGUACUAAUCUACUCUGCACCUGCUUAAAGUGAGAGCAAUUUUAAAAAAAAAAAAUCGACAAAAAAUAUUUAUGGGCAGGAUAGAACGUGAAAAAACGUCGAUUUUUUUUUUAUUAGUUCAUAACAGACGAACAACAACAAGAAAUAAAAUGAAAAAAAAAGACAAAACAAAAAAAUAAGGAAACAAAAGUAUGUCAAUCGAGUUUCGGUCAAAAGUCGAGGCAUCGAAAGUUUAUGGCCGGAUUGUUUAUGGUCGAAUCGUGCCUGAAUAAAGGCUUUGGAUUUAGCGAAAAGGAUUUUGCAGAGGCACGUAGCCGUUGAAGCGAUGAAUUUGCAGUACAAAUAUUGCAGUCGGGUGUUUUUUUUUUCCAGAAUUGCAUUGAUCUAUUCUAUAUAACUAAGGGGUCGGUGGGGAGUAAACAGCGUCUUCGUUUGAUGUACAAAAUGCAAAGAUGUCAAACCCGUGACAAACUAAUCGAUCCUAUGGGACGUCUAGAUAUGAACGAACAUUGAUUUUUCAAGACUCAGUUAGGGUUUUUUUAAUCACCUUAAUUGCGAGUUUCUUCCUCUCGAUCCCGACAUUAAUUAAAUAGACGUAAGGCAACUUGGUCGUUUUUCUAAUGGACCGGAAGUGCUAGCUACACUUUUCCAAAGCAUUCACAUUGUCGCUCCCCAUUUUUUUCUCCUCUAUUUUUGCAGUCGUGCUGAGAUAAUUCGAUAGCCUAGAAUUACUAUAAUUUUCUAUACGAAAGGAUCCGCAGAUGGUUAAAAAUAAGUAAUAUAGAAGACGUCAAUAAAAUAUAUCGACAGCCGGUUGAACUGUUGCGAAUUCUUCCCCUAUUCAUUUACUACCAAUAGAUUAUAUCGGAAUCAUUUUGUUGUUCAAUAGUCUUUGUCGCCUAGCAUAUAUUUGCACGCAAAUGAUAAGUAGCCAUUCCAUUUGCUUUCUCUAGCUUAUCUCUCCGCGACGUCAAUGCUUACCUGACAUAUCUACAAAACGCUGGUAAUAUUUAUUUUAACGAUUAAAUUCAAUAUUGUUAGAUCAAUCCCUUCCGCGAUAUCCUAACGAGACUAGACAUAAUUAAAGAAUGUUGACUCUGUUUCGCCCGUUUGAUCUGCAUACAGUAGAAUAAACAAAUUUAUAAACGUUCGGAUCGAAUGCUGAUUAAACAUUUGUUAUCGAUACGCUGGCAGGUCGAACUUGGAAUUUUCUUUUUUUUUAUUUGAAUAUUAUUUGCUCAAACUCGAUCGAAGUCGUUUUGAAAGGAAUAAAGAGAAAGAGAAAUAAAGGGAAAUGAUCGUAAUUACAUAUUAAUAACUAAAAGGAUAAUAAUAAUAACAAUAAUAAUAAAGUAACCUUUCUCUUUUUUCUCUUUCCUUUCUCUCCCUUCUUCCUUUCUCUCUCUCUCUUUCUUUACUCUUCCGCCACUUCGAAUUAUCUUUUAUUACUUUUUCCUCCUCUUUUCUUUUUACAUCCUUUUUAAAACCUAUAUAUUUACAAGAAAGAAAUCAACUAGAAUGAUUGAUGGUAUAAGAUAUUGAAAGAUACGAGCCGACCGUAAACAUUUACAGUAGGCUCGACGAGUCCUAAAAAGGUCGAACGGAUUCGGUCGGUUCCACUUCUAAUUGCCUCUCUUAUUUUUACAGAUGCUACUGCAAUUUCUGCUUUGCUCGGCGGUCGUUUUGGCUGUCGGUGAGUACUUUCCAUCUUUAUUCGCCCUAGCCCCCUGCUCUCUCUCUCUCUCUCUCACUCGUUCUUGUUCUCUUUCUUUCUUCCCUAAUUCUAUCAUUACCACCAUUCCUUACAGUUACAUAUACUCUUUGAUAAACGUGCGAAAGCACGCAUAGCGUAAUUAUAUUUUUAUACAUUCACUCGCACCUAGGGAAUUGUAAAGAGAGAGAAAAAAACAAGAUAUAAACGUUUAAACCUAUAAAGAGAACAAUGGUUGUUUUAUAAGCCUUUGAAUUAAAUGAAUGUUAUCAUUUAAAUAAGAGUCAGUACAGGUGUAUAUAUAUGUAAAAGGUAAGAAAAAAUAUAAAUAUAGUCGAUUCCUGAGGCCUAUGUAUACAGCAUACCCCGUGUAAUGAAAUAAACGAAACGCGACGCAGGGAUAAUUUCCAGUAAUUACGUUUUCAUGCACUUCAAAGCGUAUAUUAAAAAAAGUCGGUCCGUCGACGUCGCAACGACGCCUAAACAAGCAAAUGAUAGUAAAUUAACGGUGAUUGAUUACGUUAAUGCGUUCGCUUUUAAAAUAUAUGUAAAUCUGCUCAGUCGAGAUCGAUAAUGCACGCGACAUUUUUUUCUCGGCAGUAAGCUAAAUUGUCUUUAAUCACGUGACUCCUUCUGCAAGAUUUACGAUCGUAAAUAUAUAGAACAAACGCUAAGGGGGAAAAUAUUUCCCUUUCGCGCCAAUUGAACCGUUAACGAAGCGGACAAAAGGUUGUGAGAUUAUUUCAAUGCUAAUCCGUUGUUCGCUUAUAUCUCUGGUUUUUCUUUUCCCUUUAUAUAAUUUUCUUUUCAUGUAAGCUAAUAACAAUUCUCUUACUUACUCAGAUCGAAAAGAAGAUUUGAUACCGUGCUGGAAUAACAAGGAAUGUCUGAUCAGUUUAGGUGAAGCCUGCUGGAAAUUGUACGAAGGUUGUGGAAAUGGUUUUUGCAUGUGUCAACCUGGAAAGUACGAGAGAGAUAACGAAAAUAGGUGCAUACCUGUUGUAACAGGUAGAGCAGCGUGCGAUAAUAAAGUAAAAUGUAAGAGCGGAACAAAUAUGAUAUGUAAAGAUGGAAGAUGCAAAUGCCCUAAUGGUUACACUAUGACCGCCGACAAUUUAUAUUGCAAAAGCAAAAACGAGAGGUUGGUGGGAGAAUUUUGCGCCUCAGGCGAUAAGUGUAUAAGUCGACGCCCCGAUAGCGAAGAAUAUAUGGAGAGCAGUUCUAUAUGUAUUCAAGGUGUUUGCCGAUGUCAUACUGGCAUGAAACCAGAUGGUGUAACUUGUACAACAUGGGAUAUCAAUGAAGAAGGUUGCUUGUAUUCGACAAACUGCCACGGGGGAGCCAUCUGCGAUAAAGGACGGUGCAGCUGUUCGAAAGGUUAUUCUCCGUAUGCUGAGAAUACAAAAUGCAUUAGGGAGGGGAGUAAGAGAAGAAUUCCUAUAGAAGGAGAAUGCAACGAGGCCGAAGAAGAGUCGUACUGCCAAUACGAUCUGAAAUGUGUGAAUUGUAUGAACGAUUUAAGACAUACCAGACGUCAUACAUGUGCCCGAUAUGCACAUGACAGAGCUUUUCCAGCAUCAUCGGCAUCCAGUAACGUUCUCUCUUCUCUUCUCGUUUGCGUUCUAUAUUUCAUCGCCAGAUGGCGUUAAGGGAUGAAAGAAAGUGAAUCCUUAAGUUUUUUUUCUUUCGUUAGUUUGUUUUCCUUUUUUUUUCUAUCACAAUUCCCGCUUCAUCUAUUUAAUUCUACCAUUUACCCAAACCAAAAAACUCAUAUACUUAUCAAUUUCCCUAUGUCUUUCCAUCUCCACUUACUGUUAUUCUGUAAAAGCUAUCUCUUUCUCAACUCUUAAGAACUUCAAGGCAAGGUGCUAAAAAAAGAAGAGGCAAACUGUUUUAUAAUGGAAAAAAGCUAUUUGGAAAGAAAAAAAGAAACUAUUAGGAUAUUUGACUACAAUCAACGACAUCUCCUGCAUUUGUAUGAUAUUUAUAUGUUUGUUUUGUUUGUAUGUUUACACAUUUUUCAAAAACAUAAACUGUGCCAUCUGCUGAAAAAAAUAUUAAUGCCAUAAACGUUUGUAGUUUUAUGGUACUUAUAGUAUUCGUAUAGGCUAAAUUGAAACAGGAAAAUUCUCGAAAUAUUUAAUAGAGAAUUCUUAAGUCA
Molecule: messenger RNA, 4723 nt
Organism: Dimorphilus gyrociliatus
Lineage: Eukaryota; Metazoa; Annelida; Polychaeta; Dinophilidae
Source: the annotation of a GenBank genome assembly